Messenger RNA from Eruca vesicaria subsp. sativa (arugula), 1583 nucleotides. The record is from the annotation of a GenBank genome assembly. NCBI's taxonomy places the organism in Eukaryota, Viridiplantae, Streptophyta, Magnoliopsida, Brassicales, Brassicaceae.
AGCAGUCCCAACCAACAAAAAUACAUAUUCGUCUCACUGCUCAUCGAAAGAGGUGGAUACUUUUCUCUCUCUGAUUUCUAGGUUUUCAAAAGAAGGGUGAAAAGAUGUUCGGGCGAGGACCCUCGAAGAAGAGCGACAAUUCUAAGUUCUACGAGAUCUUAGGUGUUCCUAAGAGCGCAUCUCCGGAAGAUCUCAAGAAGGCUUACAAAAAAGCCGCCAUCAAGAACCAUCCCGAUAAGGGUGGAGAUCCCGAAAAGUUCAAAGAGCUAGCUCAGGCUUAUGAAGUUCUUAGUGACCCGGAGAAGCGAGAGAUAUAUGAUCAGUAUGGAGAGGACGCACUCAAGGAAGGAAUGGGUGGUGGAGGAGGAGGUCAUGACCCUUUUGAUAUCUUUUCAUCCUUUUUUGGUGGUGGCAGCCCCUUUGGAGCAGGUGGUAGCAGCCGGGGAAGGAGGCAAAGGCGUGGUGAAGAUGUUGUUCAUCCCCUGAAGGUUUCCCUUGAGGAUUUGUACCUUGGAACGACCAAGAAGCUCUCACUUUCUAGGAAUGCUCUCUGCUCUAAAUGUAACGGAAAGGGCUCAAAGUCUGGAGCCUCGCUGAAAUGUGGUGGGUGUCAGGGUACAGGUAUGAAGGUGACAAUCAGGCAGCUUGGACCUGGAAUGAUCCAGCAGAUGCAGCAUGCUUGUAACGAAUGCAAAGGCACGGGUGAGACCAUCAACGACCGGGACAGGUGUUCACAAUGCAAAGGAGACAAGGUCAUCCCCGAGAAGAAAGUUCUUGAGGUGAAUGUGGAGAAAGGAAUGCAACACAGUCAGAAGAUCACAUUUGAAGGACAAGCAGAUGAAGCGCCUGACACUGUCACUGGAGAUAUAGUGUUCGUCAUUCAGCAGAAAGAGCAUCCGAAGUUCAAGAGAAAGGGAGAAGACCUCUUUGUAGAGCACACACUUUCUCUGACCGAAGCUCUAUGUGGCUUUUCCUUUGUCCUCACCCACUUGGAUGGCAGAAAUCUUCUCAUCAAAUCUAAUCCCGGGGAGGUGGUGAAACCUGAUUCAUACAAGGCGAUAAGCGAUGAAGGGAUGCCGAUAUACCAGAGGCCAUUCAUGAAGGGUAAGCUCUACAUCCACUUCACAGUGGAGUUCCCGGACUCGCUAAGCCCUGACCAGACCAAAGCACUUGAAGCUGUUCUGCCUAAGCCUUCAACAACUCAGCUGAGUGACAUGGAGAUAGAUGAGUGCGAGGAGACAACGCUGCAUGAUGUAAACAUGGAGGAUGAGAUGAGAAGGAAAGCACAAGCUCAAAGAGAGGCGUAUGAUGAUGACGAAGAUGAUGAAGACCAUCACGGAGGUGCGCAGAGGGUGCAAUGUGCCCAGCAGUGAAAACCUAUGUGGGGUUUGCCCCUUUCUUUUCUUAUUUUCAGUUUAUUGGACUCAUGGAGUUUGCUACGGUUUAGACUUCCAGUGGAAAACCGAACCAACUUGUUUUUGUUUUCUCAAUCUUAAAUUAAUGACGUGUUACAAUUUUGUGUGUUUUGAUAUUAAACUUGUAGUAAUAUAUUCAAUGUAUAAAAAGUUGAUAAAUCAGGGAAG